UCGGGGUUUCGAUCGCGGAAGGCGGGCUAUGACGUCCACAUUCUACGUGCUAGCGACGGACACUAAAAUCGCGGGGUCGAGCCUUGCUUAGUUGAGGACAGACAGUCUUUGGCGCGCCUUUUUACUACAGGGCAGAAACCGUAACAUAGUUUAGACAAAGUCAUCUCGCACUCAUUCAUCACCAGAAACACUCGAACAAAACAUUUCGCAGCCAACUUCUGAGAGAUAUGGACCGCGACACUGUCUUCAUCACCGGCGCCAACACAGGCAUUGGCUACGAGACUGUCCGCGCACUCGCCGCAUCGACUGUCUCGUAUGAAAUUCUCCUUGGAUCCCGGUCCGUCGAAAAGGGUGAGAAGGCAGUCCAGGACGCGAUCGAGGAAUUCCCUGCCAUUGACGGACACGUUUCUGUGGUACAGAUCGACGUAGAGAGCGAUGCGUCCAUCGAGGCGGCUUUUGAGACCAUCAAGACAAAGUACGGCCGACUGGAUGUCUUGAUUAACAAUGCUGGCGCAUCGUUUGAUCCACAGGUUACAGAAGGCAAAAUGACAAUCCGCGAGGCAUGGAACCAGAGCUGGAACGUCAACACGGCAGGCACACAGGUCGUCACGGCGACAUUUGUACCGCUGCUUCUCCAGUCGAGCAACCCUCGUCUACUGUUCCUUGUCAGCGGCACUUCAUCCUUAGCCAUCUCAGAGGUGCCAGACAUCCCUAUUAAUACGGUACCGGCCAAGGGCUGGCCAAAGACGGAUCUGUUCAUGCAGUGCAAUAUCCCUGCGUAUCGAUCGUCCAAGGCGGGAUUAACAAUGCUCAUGAGGUAUGACUUCCUGCUUUUGACAAAACGUUAUGCUUGAACAGACUAACAAGAAUGGCUACGCGUUUAGGGAAUGGCACCGCUUCUUGCGCAACGACGGCGUCAAGGUCUGGGGCAUCUCGCCCGGGUACUUGGCCACUGGGCUUGGUGGCAGCGUGGUGACGAAUCAGAAACAGGGUGCGGGAGACCCGGCCCUCGGUGGCGAGUUUAUCAGGGACGUUGUAGAGGGCAAGCGAGAUGAGGAUGUUGGCAAGGCUAUCUUGCGGGACAAGGUGCAGCCCUGGUAGGCAAGAGGUCCAGAUUGUAUGGUUUCUUGGCUACUGAUAUGCGUUUUGUCAUUACGGUUCCUCUUUUUGUUGAGAAGGCGCAGUAAAAAAAGCCUUUAUACGUUUCUGUCCGAAAACCUUCCUGAUUCGACAAAUAUGCGGAUGCGGGACUUGUUUUGUUUCCAUACUGUGUGUGCCUGGACAAGCGCCACGUUAUGCAAAGCAUCGGCCAGGCACACUAUCAGAGUUUUCGUUCUACUCUUCCUUCGCUCUCGUUUGCAGCGCAAGGCUUGAAUUCUUCUCGGCUAUGCCAUGUGAUUUUGCUGCAUGAAAAGAAUGAUUCACGUUUAUCUUUGUUUCUUAGGUGCUGUGCGGUGGCGAAUGCCGAUCUGUUCUGGACGCAUCGGUGGCUCCGUUUUGGUUAGGCAGCGUGGAUCUUGGAUUACGUACGCUGUUAAAAUUGAUGGCCGACGAUGGAGAAGAAAUUACAAGAGGAAAAGGGCCAAGAGAUGAUUCGUAGUUUUGAGACGUGUUCGUCGGGAGUUGCUUGCUUUUGCUUGCUUGAUUGUGAAGAGUGGAGGUGGGUGGUUAGCUACGGCGAUGUGGUGCAGAUUCUAGCGCUGGUGCCAAGACGCAUAAAAACAAGAAAAACCGGCAUAGAGUGGCAUCUGCGGUGAAAAGGGUCUGUAUUAGCAAAUCGUAAAGAAACGAAACAUGAAAAGUAUAAUUCAGUCCCCAUUAGGACACGAGACAAUAAAAAGUGCGAAUAAGGUUGUUCUUGCCAGCGGGGGAUCCGUAGAUAGAGCUUGGAAAUCGCUACUAUUCCCAAUACUGCAAUGGCCAGCAAUUGCCCUAAAAAGCAGCAGCACUACUGUACAUACCAUACUGUAUGGUAGUAUUCUAUCGAUCCACACUAAGCAAAGAUUGGCAGAUGUGACCUGCACCUCGUAUUCCUUUCUUUCCCCAGCCCUGUCCGACGGAGGCCGUCCAUCCACACAGCCUUGCAGUGAGUGCCAGGGCUAGUGGGUGGUGGUGUGCAAUUUGGCUGCCGUGUCUGUCUGUGCCCGCGAACAAGAAAUACAUCAGUUUGUUUGAAGAGGGAAUUGCGCAAUUAGAUUUUUCAAAUUUUAAUUUCAAUUUCAUCUUCGCAAUUGUGCGCGCGGCAAAAGGUCGUCGUCAUCGUCAUCAUCAGCAUCCGCUUGACUGGCUGUUAGUGCUCCAGAGCAAGUUCUAGAAGCUCCACUAGCUA
Molecule: messenger RNA, 2329 nt
Organism: [Torrubiella] hemipterigena
Lineage: Eukaryota; Fungi; Ascomycota; Sordariomycetes; Hypocreales; Clavicipitaceae
Source: the annotation of a GenBank genome assembly